AUGCCUGUUGCUACGUUCGAUGGCCAGGGGGAGGAUACGAUUCACUUACCAAGAAUAUUAUGCCUUCAUGGAGGGGGAACAAACGCCAAAAUCUUUCGCGCACAGUGUCGAGUUCUUCGAGCAGAGCUCAGAUCAAGAUUCAGGCUGUGCUUCGCCGAAGCACCGUUUACAUCACAACCUGGCCCAGAUGUGGUAUCUGUUUACAGGAACUUUGGUCCUUUUCGUCGUUGGCUGCGCUCGGAGCCAGGACAUCCAAGAAUCGAGCCUAGGCUAGCAGCAGACUUGAUACAACAAUCUCUAGAUGCUGCGAUGAAUGAAGAUGAUAGUAAGGGAGCGACGGGCGAGUUUGUAGGCCUCCUUGGAUUCAGCCAAGGAGCCAAAAUAUGCGCCAGUCUGCUGUUUCGUCAACAGGUAAUGGCAGAAAAGCUUGGUUUAUAUCAAACAACGAAUUAUCGUUUUGCAAUUCUACUCGCUGGAAGAGGGCCGCUUGUGUCUAUGGAACCCGAUUUGAUCAUGAAUCCAGCGCUCGUAGACGCCUCACAAAUCGGGUUUCUUCGCAUUUCCGAUGAGCAGCUUCUCUGGAGAAAUGAAUGUCUCCUCAAAAUACCAACAGUACACGUACAUGGGACGCGCGAUGCGGGGUUGGAGCUGCACAGACAGCUUCUGAAUUUUCACUGCGAUAAGGAAAGUGCCAGAUUGAUCGAGUGGGAUGGUGAUCAUAGAGUUCCGAUAAAGUCUAAAGAUGUUGCCGCUGUUGUGGAGCAGAUUCUCAAUGUUGCAAAAGAGACAGGUGUGGCAUGA
Glarea lozoyensis ATCC 20868 is the source of this 801-nucleotide messenger RNA. Its product is annotated as alpha/beta-Hydrolase. The coding region runs from base 1 to 801 and encodes 266 amino acids. The transcript is spliced from 2 exons. NCBI's taxonomy places the organism in Eukaryota, Fungi, Ascomycota, Leotiomycetes, Helotiales, Helotiaceae. The record is from RefSeq and is a predicted model, not a curated record. Gene Ontology annotation, cellular component: cytoplasm; nucleus. Gene Ontology annotation, biological process: secondary metabolite biosynthetic process.